UGAUCCAUUUCAUUUCCGCCCGGCAUUGACGAGAGACGCAUCCGGCAUCGUCAUUGUGGUAACUUAACGAUAAUUAAGUUUUUGGACAAAAACCAAGUAAAAUGUCUUUACCACGCGUUUACUUCGAUGUGGUUGCUGAUGGUUUAGCCUUGGGAAGAAUUGUGGUCGAGUUAAGAACAGAUGUUACUCCGAAGACAUGUGAAAAUUUCAGGGCCCUCUGUACUGGUGAAAAAGGUUUUGGUUACAAGGGCUCCACCUUCCACCGUGUUAUCCCCAACUUUAUGUUGCAAGGAGGUGACUUUACAAACCACAAUGGCACUGGUGGCAAGUCCAUCUACGGUGAGAAGUUCGCCGAUGAAAACUUCGUCCUGAAGCACACUGGACCUGGAGUCCUGUCUAUGGCGAAUGCAGGCCCCAACACGAAUGGCUCCCAGUUUUUCAUCACCACUGUCAAGACCUCAUGGUUGGAUGGCCGACAUGUCGUCUUUGGAAAUGUUGUGGAAGGAAUGGAAGUGGUGAAACAAGUGGAAGCUUUGGGCUCCCAGUCUGGCAAGCCAUCAAAGAAAAUUGUCAUCGCUGAUUGUGGACAAGUUUCUUAAUUUAAUUCUUUAAUAUUAAUGUAUAAUGCAAUAUUUUAAGUUUUAACACUGUCCUCCUAUGUAAUACCUUCCCAGUCAUCAUAAAACAUUAAAGUUAACUAUGGAUCAUUCCAAAUAAUUAUGCUGUUAAAUUUUAUGCUCUUUUAGGUCGCAAAUUAGGUAUUGCAUUUAUUUCUGCGCAUUGGUUAUAAUUCAUAAUAAAUAAAUUAACAUAAUGAAAUUAAUACAGUAUGUAUAUUCAUUAGCCUUCAGAUAUAUAUAAGAGUGGGUACAGUGGCUAUAAAAGUAAUUCUAUCUGCCAUUCAAUAUAUUUUUUUUUAAGUUUUGUAAUGAAUUGAAACUUGGUGGUUUCUUUUUGCUUGUGAUUAAUAUAUUUUUGAAAUUUA
This is a messenger RNA of Galleria mellonella (greater wax moth), 985 nucleotides long. RefSeq names its product peptidyl-prolyl cis-trans isomerase (gene Cypa). Gene Ontology annotation, cellular component: intracellular membrane-bounded organelle. Lineage: Eukaryota; Metazoa; Arthropoda; Insecta; Lepidoptera; Pyralidae. Gene Ontology annotation, molecular function: peptidyl-prolyl cis-trans isomerase activity. The coding region runs from base 102 to 599 and encodes 165 amino acids. Gene Ontology annotation, biological process: protein peptidyl-prolyl isomerization; protein folding. The transcript has 2 exons. The record is from RefSeq and is a predicted model, not a curated record.